CGCUGUUGAGCAUAUAUUUUGUUUCAGUCCCGUUUCCCUCCAUGGUUUCCCCUCUCUCCGACUAACUUAGCGUUUGGCUCAGUUCAUUAUACAGUCCUAUAUUCUCCCUCCAUUAGGGCAUCUCUGCCUUUGGACUGAAGAUCCCAGCAAAACCCAGAGGAGAAAAGUUUAACUUUCAUAGGGCAAAAUGGACAUGAAAAAGAGGAUCCACUUGGAGCUAAGAAACAGGACACCGUCUGAUGUACGAGAACUUGUCCUCGACAAUUGUCGAUCAGUUGAAGGAAAAAUCGAAGGCCUCACAGCUGAAUUUGUGAACCUGGAGUUCCUCAGUUUGAUAAAUGUCGGCUUAAUCUCAGUCUCUAAUCUGCCCAAACUAGGAAAACUGAAAAAGCUGGAGUUGAGCGACAACAGGAUCAGCGGCGGACUUGAUGUUUUAGCAGAAAAACUACCGAACCUCACACAUUUAAAUUUGAGUGGCAACAAAUUGAAAGACAUCAGCACAUUGGAACCAUUGAAAAAGCUGGACAACCUGAAGAGUUUGGACCUGUUCAACUGUGAAGUGACAAACCUUAAUGACUACAGAGAGAGUGUGUUUAAGCUGCUGCCCCAGCUCACCUACCUGGAUGGCUAUGACAUGGAGGACAGGGAAGCCUCUGACUCUGAUGGAGAGGUGGAUGGAGAUGGUGUAGAUGAUGAUGAAGAUGAAGAGGGGGAGGAGGAGGAAGACGAGGACGGAGAAGAGGAGGACUUUGACGAGGAAGAGGACGAUGAGGAGGACGAAGAGGAGGUAGAAGGAGAAGAGGAUGAUGAGGAAGGCAGCGGUGAAGACGAGGAGGAAGACUUUGGUCAGGAUGGAGAAGUAGAUGAAGAGGAUGAAGAUGAGGAUGAAGAUGAAGAUGCAGAAACCGGCAAAGGCGAGAAGAGAAAGCGAGACCCAGAGGACGAAGACGACGACGAGGAUGACGAAGACGACGAUUAAGAGCUAAAGUCGAAAACGAGAGCCUACCGAGUUACCCCUCUCUCCCCCACAAACCCGAACGUCCACCCUCCUACAACUCACACCGCCUUUGUAAUCCACGUCAACCCCCCUCCCCAGCGCUGAGCUCUUUUUACAGGGCAAGACUGUACCGAAUGGGUGGGCCGAGUGGAGCUGCCCCCCCCCUCCUCCCCUCUCUUUUUUUCCCUCCUCCUCCCCCCGUCCCCCCAUGGAACUGAGAGCCACCCAACACCCUCCACCUCACCCCACUCAUGGCCCCCGAGGUUCUCAGGCAGCCCACCACUCAGCAUUCCACAAUUUCACUGUCAAUCCCUCUUUAUGUAUUCCCGUGUGAGGACUUUGGGACUGGUAUCUAGUUUUGGGUCUGUGCUUUUAAUAUUUUGUUGGAUGAAUAAUUUUUUGUUGUUGGGUUUAUUAUUUCUCUUUUUUUGUCUUUUAAUUUUUUUUUCUCCGUUCCUUAUUUUUCCCAAUAAAAUUAUUGCUAUAGCA
This is a messenger RNA of Archocentrus centrarchus (flier cichlid), 1486 nucleotides long. RefSeq names its product acidic (leucine-rich) nuclear phosphoprotein 32 family, member B (gene anp32b). NCBI's taxonomy places the organism in Eukaryota, Metazoa, Chordata, Actinopteri, Cichliformes, Cichlidae. The record is from RefSeq and is a predicted model, not a curated record. Gene Ontology annotation, molecular function: histone binding. The transcript has 7 exons. Gene Ontology annotation, biological process: regulation of apoptotic process. Bases 188 to 979 code for a protein of 263 amino acids. Gene Ontology annotation, cellular component: nucleus.